Messenger RNA from Aspergillus aculeatus ATCC 16872, 1197 nucleotides. Its product is annotated as glycosyltransferase family 32 protein. The transcript has a single exon. Bases 1 to 1197 code for a protein of 398 amino acids. Gene Ontology annotation, biological process: protein N-linked glycosylation. Lineage: Eukaryota; Fungi; Ascomycota; Eurotiomycetes; Eurotiales; Aspergillaceae. Gene Ontology annotation, cellular component: mannan polymerase complex. Gene Ontology annotation, molecular function: alpha-1,6-mannosyltransferase activity. The record is from RefSeq and is a predicted model, not a curated record.
AUGCAGGCAAACACCCCUUUGUCUGGCGUCUUCCUACCACGCCACCUCCGUCGAGUAGCCCCUCUUUUCUUCUCGGCCUUCGUGCUGGUCUUCUACCUCUCCCUCACCGGGACCUUUGGCGGGGUCAAUGGCAGCCUCUCCGGGCCCACCGCGCGCUAUAAGCAGUUUCCCCGGAAGAUCUGGCAAUCAUGGAAAGUCAAUCCUCUGGCUUUCGAGCCGCGAGAUCUUCUGGUUGCUCGAAGCUGGCCGGAGAAGAAUCCCCGCCAUCGGUACGAGGUACUGACCGACGAGAAUGACCUCUACUAUGUCGAGACCCAUUAUGGGCCGGAGGGGUUGAACCGACCGGACAUUGUCGAAGUCUACCGGUCGCUGAACGCGCGCAUCAUCAAGGCCGAUCUUCUGCGAUACUUGAUAAUGUAUGUUGAUGGAGGAAUCUGGGCUGACAUUGACGUGGAAGCUCUCCGCCCGCUGGACCGAUUUAUCCCCGAGCGAUUUACUGAGGACGAGAUGGAUCUGGUCAUUGGGGUGGAGAUCGACGAGCCCGAGUUCAACGACCAUGCAAUCUUGGGCCAGAAAUCGCAGUCCUUCUGCCAAUGGACUUUCAUGAGCAAGCCCCGCCACCCGGUGAUGAUGCGGCUGGUGGACAACAUUCUGGCUUGGUUACAUGAGCUGUCGGUUCAGCAAGGCAAGCCCAUCGGCGAGCUGGAGCUGGACUUUGACGACGUGAUCAGCGGCACGGGACCCUCCGCAUUCACCUCCGCCGUGCUGGCAGAGAUGAGCAUCCGACUAGGCCACGAAGUGAGCUGGAACACUUUCCACAAUAUUCCCGAAUCCAAGCUCGUGGGGGGAAUUCUGGUCUUGACCGUCGAGGCCUUCGCCGCCGGCCAGGGCCACUCCGACUCGGGCAACCACAACGCUCGAACAGCCCUUGUCAAACAUCAUUACCAUGCCUCCAACUGGCCCUCGAACCACCCGCGCUUCAGCCAUCCGGUGUACGGGGAGGUCGAGAAGUGCAACUGGAACAAGGAGUGUGUGCGCGCAUGGGACGAGAACACCGCCGCCUUUGCUGCCCUUCCGCCCGAUGAGCAGGAGCGUCAGAUUGCCCUCAAGCAGGCCAACGAUGCGGCGGAGACAGAAUUACAACUAAACCUCGGCAUGGACCUGGGGCUGGAUCUGGGAUUGAAUCUCGGUCAAUAA